This is a messenger RNA of Astyanax mexicanus (Mexican tetra), 2160 nucleotides long. RefSeq names its product iroquois homeobox 3a (gene irx3a). The record is from RefSeq and is a predicted model, not a curated record. Gene Ontology annotation, biological process: regulation of transcription by RNA polymerase II; cell development; neuron differentiation. The transcript has 2 exons. Lineage: Eukaryota; Metazoa; Chordata; Actinopteri; Characiformes; Acestrorhamphidae. Gene Ontology annotation, cellular component: nucleus. Gene Ontology annotation, molecular function: RNA polymerase II cis-regulatory region sequence-specific DNA binding; DNA-binding transcription factor activity, RNA polymerase II-specific. The coding region runs from base 361 to 1632 and encodes 423 amino acids.
UAUAGGGGGUGAGCCUUGAGAAAUAGGAGGAGGAGCCUCGCAACGACUAGAAAUGUCAAUCAGAGCAAGGAGUCCCAAUAAUCUAAGGCAAUCUGUAAGGACCUGACCUUAGUCCAUUCAGAUCAAUAGGAGAGCGAGGGAGGGGAGAGCGCGAGCGGAUCGUUUACACUCGGUCGUUGUGGAGGAAAUACAGACUUCCCUUUGCACUCGGCGCUCACUGUAAAGUGGAUAUCGCAGCGCGCAUCGAGAAGAAGGGGCGACUCGUCGCUUUUGUUGUGAACGCAGCAGUCCUUUCGGGGUUGUGUGUGUCUUUUUUUCCACCCUUUUUCUCCUUCUUCCCUUUCCCCCCCAAAAACCACGAUGUCCUUCCCGCAGCUGGGAUAUCAGUACAUCCGGCCGAUAUACCCGCAGGAGAGACAGGGCAUAAGCGGCGGGCGCAACGGGCCAGAGCUGAGCCCGUCCGGCGCACUCUCCAGCGUGCUCUCCUCUAUGUACGGAUCUCCGUUCGCUGCAGCGCAGACCUACGGAGCUUUCCUCCCGUAUUCCAACGACUUGUCCAUUUUCAACCAGCUGGGGGCUCAGUAUGAGCUAAAGGACAGUCCUGGUGUCCAGCACCCAGCAUUCGCCACUCAUCACCCUGCUUUCUACCCCUACGGCCAAUAUCAGUUCGGUGAUCCAUCCAGACCUAAAAACGCCACCCGGGAGAGCACGAGUACGCUGAAGGCCUGGCUCAGCGAGCACCGAAAAAACCCGUACCCCACGAAGGGUGAGAAGAUUAUGCUGGCCAUCAUCACCAAGAUGACCCUCACCCAGGUGUCCACCUGGUUCGCCAACGCCAGGAGGAGGCUGAAGAAGGAAAAUAAGAUGACGUGGGCGCCCCGGAACCGCACGGAUGAGGAAGGCAACGUGUACGGCAGCGACCACGAAGGGGAGGACGGGGACAAACGCGAGGACGAGGAGGAGAUCGACUUAGAGAACAUUGAUACGGAGAACAUCGAAAGUAAGGACGACCUAGACGAGCAGGACGAGUUGCACUCCGACUUGAAACUGGACGGCAGCUGUGACUCGGAGGUCUCUGAUGGCUAUGAGGAUUUACACGGGCCCGAGCAAAAGUUUUUGAAAGCGGUGGUCAAGGAGGGCAAAGAUGUGCAUGUAGACCGGGCCGACCACUUUCACCACCACCAUCAUCAUCACCACCUCCACCACUCUCUGGACCUCAAAAUGCAGGCGCCCAAUGGCGAGCAAAUCAAACUCAACCAGAUCCCCAACUCUCCCCCCAACGAAAACAACGCGCCCCCAGCCCAGAAACCCAAGAUCUGGUCUCUGGCUGAGACGGCAACGACCCCGGACAAUCCACGCAAAUCUCCUCAAAUGAACGGGACCCCCUCGGGGCCUGGAGCCCAGACCAUCGUCCCUCCUCACAGACUCAUCUCGUGCCCAGUUGGGAAAAUUCAGAACUGGGCAAACCGGGCGUUUUCAGCGCACCAACUCGCAUUACUGAACUCGAACCACUAUUUGGGACUGGCCAACCAGGCUUCGGCCAACGGCUUGACCCUCUACUCCAACAGGCAAGCGGAGGAGCGGAGUCCCAGCUCAGAGACUGCGGCCACAGGUACAUGUCACCCUCACUGAGACUGUUCGGACAAUUUUUCAGACAUUUACAGACUUAUUAAGAAGAAUUGCUUUCCUUUCAGUAGACUUUACACGUAUUUUUUAAAUGUCCACAUCAAUGACUUCAUAAAACACUUCAAAUGUGUCAUAGGGGUUCUUACCAGAAGCAAGGAGCAUGCUCAUUUUGGACAGGGAUGAAAAAGCUAAUUAAAAUACUUUAAUUUAUUUGUUCUUUAAUUCAAUUGCUGUAGCUGAAUAAUAUUUGAAAUUGAAAUGGGUGCUGGCGUUCAUGUAAAAAAUACAGCUGUUUUAAAUUUUGUCCGUUAUAAAAAAAAAGAAGCUCAAAACUUUCCAAUAGGUUAAAUAUAAUGAUUCAUUCUGGUUGUUGUUGAUGGUGAUAUGAUAGUGCCUUGGAAGCAGAGUAAAAUAAAGUUAAAAACAGCCUUCCAACCUAAAAACGAUAAUACAGAAAUUGUUUUUGCGGGUAAAUACUUUUUAACCUACUGUUGCAUUGGGCGUUUACAUUUUAGUAUAUAUAUAUAUAUAUAU